AUGGCAGUUGUUGUUCUUGCUGUGAUUUUGUUGGCUAUGGCUGGUCACUCAAGUGGGACAUGGUGUGUGUGCAGAGAAGGAUUAAGCGAGGCAAUGCUGCAGAAGACACUGGACUACGCAUGUGGUGCAGGAGCUGAUUGUGGACCUAUUCACCAGAACGGACCUUGCUUUAGCCCUAACACCGUCAAGUCUCACUGCUCCUACGCCGUCAACAGUUUCUUUCAGAAGAAAGGUCAGUCUCAGGGCACUUGUGACUUCGCCGGCACAGCCACCGUGUCAGCCUCUGAUCCCAGCUACACUUCUUGUCCUUUCCCUGCAAGUGCCAGUGGUAGUGGGACCACGACACCAGUGACGACAACACCUUCGACAAGAAUCCCUACGACAACCAAUACAAGACCCUACACAGUCACACCUUCAGCAGGAGGAGGAUUGGGCAUUCCGUCUGGAACUGGGGGGUUUAACCCAGAUUACACAGAUCCAUCCUUUGGAUUCAGACUCCAAAACCCAAGAGCUACUCUGUUUUUGUCUGCAUUCGUAGUCUUCACCUUCUCACCGUUCUACUUGUUGGGCUAG
Messenger RNA from Thlaspi arvense, 573 nucleotides. The record is from the annotation of a GenBank genome assembly. Lineage: Eukaryota; Viridiplantae; Streptophyta; Magnoliopsida; Brassicales; Brassicaceae.